Messenger RNA from Malurus melanocephalus (red-backed fairy wren), 2701 nucleotides. It is a transcript of the gene FGL1, whose product is annotated as fibrinogen like 1. Gene Ontology annotation, biological process: regulation of immune response; negative regulation of T cell activation. The transcript is spliced from 8 exons. The coding region runs from base 117 to 1058 and encodes 313 amino acids. NCBI's taxonomy places the organism in Eukaryota, Metazoa, Chordata, Aves, Passeriformes, Maluridae. The record is from RefSeq and is a predicted model, not a curated record.
CUCUACAGAAUUUAAUAGCAAAAACAGUCGCAGUUUGGGAAGGGAUCUGGAAUUUUUUGCAUCAGCUUAAGAAGAUUUAACAGCUUUGAGUUCUGUCCAGAAGUUAAAGCUUCCAAAUGAAGAUUCUSAUAAUGAUUGAUUUUGUCCUUGCAGCUAGCCUGAUGGAUGUCAUUGGCAGCUCUGAUCUACAGAAAUGUUUUCAAGAGCAAUUAUGGCUUCAGGGCCAGGUGAGGCUUCUGGAACAUCGUGUGAAACAGAAACAGUUAAAAAUUAUACAGCUCUUAGAGAAGAAAGAAAUUCAGUACAGUGACAGAGAAGAUGAAAACAGUGUCAUUGACUUGGGAGGAAAAAGACAGUAUUCAGAUUGUGCAGAAAUCUACAAUGAAGGCCAUAAGCAAAAUGGAUUUUAUAAAAUAAAACCACUCCAGAGUCCUACUGAAUUCCUUGCAUUCUGUGAYAUGUCUGAAGGAGGAGGUUGGACUGUUUUUCAGAGGCGUUCUGAUGGCAGCCAGAAUUUUGAUAGAGUCUGGGCUGACUAUGAAGAAGGCUUUGGAAAUUUUGUUUUGAAAAAUGGUGAAUUUUGGCUUGGUAACAAAAAUCUUCAUUAUUUGACUAAUCAAGGGAAUUAUACUUUAAGAAUUGAUCUUACUGAUUUUGAAGGAGAACGGCGUUUUGCACAAUAUGCAAAAUUCAGAGUUGCAGGAGAAGAGCAUUCUUAUGAGAUGAGUUGUGGUGAAUACUCUGGCACAGCUGGUGAUUCCCUUACUGGUGAUUUUCAUCCUGAAGUAAAAUGGUGGGCUGAUCAUCGAGGAAUGAAAUUCAGUACUAGAGACAGGGAUAAUGACAACUAUGAGGGGAACUGUGCUGAAGAGGAAAAGGCUGGCUGGUGGUUUAACAGGUGUCACUCUGCCAACCUGAACGGUUUGUACUACAGAGGGCCCUACACUGCCGAGACAGACAACGGGAUUGUUUGGUACACCUGGCAUGGGUGGUGGUAUUCCCUAAAAUCCGUGGUCAUGAAGGUUAGACCUGCAGAUUUUGAACGUAAUAUUGUUUAAGUAUUUCAUUAACACAUUCACCUGGUUAAUCUUUUAGGAAAUUAAUUCCAAAUUAUAAUGGGCRGAUUUUUACUUCUCAAUCUGUGCGUGUAUAAAUUUAGAAUAAUUCCUCUGAAACCAGUAGUUUUAUGAGAUGUAAGUGAAAAGACAGGCUAGCCUAUGAAUCUUUAGAUAUAAAUAAUAAUGCUAAUAUGGGUCCAGGAUUUUUUUGAAAAGGCAUCUUUAUCAACAUGGAGAAUUAGGAAUAGACAUCUUUAGGAAUAGACAUCUUUAUCAACAUGGAGAAUUUUUGCCUUAUAGUAACUACAAAUCCUUUCAUCCUUAAAGGCAACAGUAUUGUUACUGUGUUGCCUCAAAAACAAAAAUUAAUUGUACUUAUUACAAUUWAAAAAGACUACUCAGAUAGAAGCAUAAUGUUUACUCAGUGAGAUAGAAGCAUAAAGUUUACUCAGUGGAUGGAACAUACCUGCUUUAGAAAAGUUCACAACUUUCAAAAUUAUAGUUUCCUGUAAAUUCCUCUAAUGUAAUGGUUGCAUGUGUUGUGUACAUAGCAUACAUAAAAGGUAUAAAGAAUGACGCAGGGAACUGAGGAAAGAGAAGGGAUGCUACUAGGGUAGAAUCAAUUGAAUUCAGCUUAGAAGUGUCUGUUGUUUGCUGAAGCAUUGCUAAGGCUGGUCAAAUUUCAAUCUAACAUUUUUAGAUAGUCAAUAAUUAUGCUUUUCUUGUUCUUGGUAACCAUCAUGCCUUUUAAAAAAAUAUUUCUUUUUAGGGUCUUUUUUUUAGUUUCCUUUCGAAAGACUUUAAUACGCUGAUAUUUGGAGUUAAUAAAAGCUGCAUGUGAGCUAAGCUUUGAACAGAGGUCAUGUAUAGAGGGAAGUGUAUUUCUUGUGCAGCAAAAAUCUGUCAUUUCAGAGGUUCUUAGUGCUUGGCACUAUAAAUCUCUGCCUUCUUUUUGUAUCUGUUAGAUUUCAAAACUCUCRUCAGUCACUACUUCUCCUCUUCCUAUGUACUUGUUUAGGCUCUCUGGGKUUUUUUUCCAUCUCAAGCUGCAGAUCCAUAUUUUUCUUGUACAAGAAAAAUGGUAAAAGAGACUCUGCCUAUCCCUGUUUUUUGUGCAUAGUACUACAAUAGAAUCUAAUAGCCAGUAAUAACAAGAGUUGCUGAUUUGUGCUUGCUGCCACGGAGAAGAUAUGAACACCUCUAGAAAGCCAUCCAAUGAAAUGCAGUCCAUUUCUGCUGGGCAGAAAGGAAGACUUCAAAAAAAAAAAAAAAAGAUUCUUAGCUUGCUUUCCUUAAAUAAUUUUGCUUUUGUGGUUGAACUGCCACUCUCUCUCCCUCUGUCCAAAUACAGUUUUUGAAUGUGGCAGCCACUUCCAGUCACACUUAAUAUAAUAGAGUCAGUUUAUAACUGCAUUGCUAUGAAAACAGGUCAGCUGAAUGGUAACUCUCUGCAUGGCAAUUUUUCCUUCCAUUUUCAUCGUCCCAAAAGAAAAGUCUUUUAAYGAUCCUUGGAAGAAUUUCACGGAAUAAGGGAGGGAAGAUGUUUGGAACAACUGGAGGGACAAAAAAGGAUUUAUAUUAAACAAUCACACUCAAUACUAUAAAUCAGAUUACACCUAAACAAAACAAAAACAAAACCAAAA